AUGUUCUACGCCGAAAAGAACGUGGACGGCACGAACUUCACGUCCAUUCCGGCCGCCUUUUGGUACACCAUCGUCACCAUGACCACGUUGGGGUAUGGUGACAUGGUACCAGAAACAAUAGCUGGAAAAAUUGUCGGUGGAGUAUGUUCACUAAGUGGAGUGCUUGUUAUCGCACUACCUGUACCAGUAAUUGUGUCUAAUUUCAGUCGCAUUUACCAUCAAAAUCAGAGAGCAGAUAAAAGAAAAGCUCAAAGAAAAGCACGGCUGGCUAGGAUAAGGAUAGCAAAGGCCUCUUCGGGUGCUGCAUUUGUGAGCAAAAAAAAAGCGGCUGAAGCCAGGAUGGCGGCUCAAGAAUCUGGGCUAGAGCUUGAUGAAAAUUACAGAGAAGAAGACAUAUUUGAACUGCAGCAUCAUCAUUUGCUUCGAUGUUUGGAAAAAACGACUGAUAGAGAGUUUGUGGAGCUCGAAGUGCCAUAUAAUGGUCAAUCAAAAAGGCCAUGCUCACCGUCUCCCCUACUGAGCCCUAGCCAUUCGGCAUUAAGCAGGGUGAACUUCUUAAGCUCAUGCUGUACAAGAUGCUGUAAUCAACGGUAUCAGAAGCACAAGCGAGAGAGCUCGCCGGACUCGAUAGGCGAACCCAUCAACGAGGAGGAGCUGAUCGAGGUGCAGAUGAAGCAGCGUCACACGUCGGUGGCCGCGGCGCCCGGCGGCGGCAAGUCGAGCAACUCACUCGACUACAACAGUUGCGACAUGCCGUCCGCGUCGGCGGGCCACAAGUCGUCGGCCGCGGGGUCGCCGUCCUCGGCGUCCGCUUCGGCGGCCGCGACCACUGCGGUGGCCGGAAGCAGUAGCGGCGCCGCUGGCGGUGGCAGCGGAGCAGCCGGCGGAUCCACUUCCGUCAUGUCCGUGCAGGGCUGCAACAACCCCAACUCGAGCACGUCGUCCGUCGUCGUCAACCUGCCCACGUCCUAUCCAAACUCGGAAAUGGACUACGGGUCGGCCUCGUACCCGCCGUCCCCGUCGCUGUCCUCCAACAACGACAAGCCGCAAGUACGCAUCACGUUCCUCUAG
Messenger RNA from Macrosiphum euphorbiae (potato aphid), 1071 nucleotides. The record is from the annotation of a GenBank genome assembly. NCBI's taxonomy places the organism in Eukaryota, Metazoa, Arthropoda, Insecta, Hemiptera, Aphididae.